AUGGAGAUUUUUGAUCUCACUCAGGAUGACUCCAAUGAGGAGCAGCAGGGACUCGAGUCAGAUGAUGAGGACUCGAAGCUGACCAUUUUUGCAGUGUCUGAGAUUGCCGAGACUUUUGAGGCAACGAAUGACGAGGAGAUCUUCUAUGACUGUUGUGAUGGUUUGGAAGAUGAGCCCAGGACUCCAUCGAUGGAAGAGACAGAUGCCCAGAGCUCAGGAAGCAUAGAUGGUGAACAUGCAAAGACGGCAGAUGAACCGAUGAAGAUUUGCAUGAUCAAGAAUGUCGUGGCCUUGGAAGUUCCCUCCGUCAUCAUGACGAUUGACUCCGGGGCAGAUGUGUCAGUGGCCCCUGAGCGUUUCUACAACUUGGGAGUGCCAGGUGCAGGCAAGCCCAUCGAGAUGAUCGACGCUCAAGGAGCCAAGAUUUGUAGCAAGGGAAAUCGCCGGCUACGACUACAGGCACAGACCCGAGAUGGUGAUGUGAUUGAAUUCAUUGAGCAGUUUGCAUUGGGCGUUGGUGUGACCCAUCCACUUUUGAGCGUUGGACGUCUUCUGAAACAAGGAUGGGGACUUUCCAAAGAUGAUCAUGGUCUUUUUCUAGAACACCCAGAGAAGACCGUGAAGAUUCCUGCACGGUUGGAACGGAAUUCACUCGUCAUGGACGUGAAGAUUUGCGCAGUUCGAGCUGAAGGUGAUGAACCAGAUGAACUACAAGUCAUGGCAGUGAGUGGAGAACGAGGAGUUGCAGUUGAGGCUGGAGUGGACACACAGCCAGCAGACGAAGUGCCUAUAGCAGCAUCAGGUGAUGCCGCCGCAGCAGCAUGUGACAAAGGUGACAAGGAUGAUGAUGAUGAUGAUGUGACAGUGGAGUUGAUGCAACAACUCUCAGAAGAAGGUGAUCCUGGUCGAGGUGGAGUUUGUGGACGGUCACCUGGCUACACGACAGAAGAGUCAGGUGAAGUGGAAGUGAAGGGUAGCAGCAGCGAGGACGGCCGAGUGAAAGAAAGGUUGGCUCGUUGGGAAAAGUGGCAUGGCAAGCUUAAGGAGGUGAAGAAGGGGCCAGUUGAAUUGUCAAGCCCCGAGGAGCAGGUCCGACCAGUUCGUGGAGCACCCCGGCAGUUGCAUGGCUACAUAUCACGUGAACUGGGAUUGUUGGAGGGGAUUCCAGGCUGGCAUGCAUUACCCAACGGGAUUGUCGUUCAUUCGAAGCCAAUGGCCUCACACUUCCAUGAUCCGAGUUCAAGUUUUGGAGACGAAUGGUGUGGCCGAUUGACACUGGCCAAGAUGACAGAUGGAAGUGACCAAUGGGAGCAGUUGGAAAACUUGGCCAACUACAAGGACACCCCGUUGCCGUUUCGGCCGGUGCCUCACGGGCCAAGGACGACUUUGACUUUCGUGGCUCCAGGUCUGAUCAAAGACCGUUUCGUUGUCAGUUCGGAGGUUCCCGUCAGCCAGUAUCCACUUCUCAAUGGAGAGCCAGCAUCAUGGCCUGAAGAUGAUCAAGAAGACCAAGAAGGUGGUGAGGCGCCAUGGCUGGCAGCUGGAGGUGGAGAAAGACCCGAGAUUGCGGAGGAUGUUCACUUCGUUGACCCUGAUGAGCUCGAGGUCAGCAUCGAUGAACUGACGUUCAACAAGGACAACAAGCUGAAAGAUCUCCAAGACAUGUGUCGGAAGCUUGGAUUGCCCACUUCAGGAUCAAAGGUGAAGGUACUGAAGAGAUUGAAGCAGUACAAACACCACGAAGAGGAGAAGAUUGCCUACGAGAUUGCACAGCAGCGCCAAGCUGAAGCAGUUGAGGAUGCUGAAGGAAAUGAGAUGAUCGAGCAUGAGGCCAAGACUGUUGGUGAAGAAGUGGCAUUGGGCAUGUAUCAGUACUUGGUCAAGGGACGCCAGGAGGUUUUGGACAUGCUGGCAGAAGAGAUUUUGCAGUCAGCGCUGAAUGAUGUGAGUGAAGAUGAGGAAGGUGAUGGCCACGCAAAGGAUCGACCUCCAGAAGUGUCGGAUGAGGAGCUAGCAGCCUUAGAUGAUGAAGCUUGCCGCCAUGAAGAACACCGUCUAGAGCAGAUGGGUGUGCUGGAGAAGAUGAAGGACGGUGAGCCAGAUGAAGAAGGGAUGUUGCUACGUCUACAAAUGCAGACAGGCUUAGCUCUCUACACGCUGGACGUGAAAGAUGCCUUUUUGCUCAUGGACCAACCAGCUGAUGAGAAGGCCAUGAUUGUGACCAAUAACGGCCAAUACAAGUUGAAGAAGAAUUUGCCUGGGCAGAGAAACGCAGCUGCACAGUGGUUCAAGGGAUUCUGCGCAGUGGCCAGGGACUAUGGUAUGGUGCAGGACGUCAUGCAGCCGACCAUGAUGAAGAAAGACAAGAAAACCAAGGAUGAGGACAACGGUCGACUUUUCCUCACCAUCCACGUCGAUGAUUUGCUGUUGAUUGGUGAUGAAGAAGAAGUUGAGCGCUUCAUCAGCUACAUGGAACAGAAGUCCUGGAAAGUGGAGAAACGUGGUCCAUUGUAUCAGGGAAACUUCAGCUACCUCAAGCGCAACAUGGAAAUGAUAGAGAAUGGCAUCGUGAUUCGCCCAGACAAAGAGCACAUCAAAGCAUUGGCCAAGGUGACCAACGUGGAAAAUCGAAAGUUCCGGACCACUCCGGGAGAUGGCAACUUCACGAAGUUGAGCAAGGAUGAUGAGCCAAUGGGACUUGCAAACUUGAUGCAGCAGCCAACUAAGAAGGCAUGGAGGGCAAUGCAACAUGUGAGUUCCUAUUUGUUGGGGACCAUCGCCGAAAGCAUUUUGCUGGAGCAUGGUCCCAAAGGAAGAAGUGUCCUGAAUGUCAAUGAGGACAUGCGUGAAUGGGAAGAUGACUCCAAGGCCAAUUUGCUCGAGGUGAUCUGCGACGCUGACUACGCAGGACAACAGGCCACAAGGAAGUCAGUGAGCUCAGUUCAACUGUACUUGAAUGGAGGAUUGAUGGAAUCCUAUGUCAGAUGUCAAAGAUGCAUAGCACUUUCUUCCGGAGAGACGUUGGCAGGUCGGAUUGGAGUCGGACGAACUCGUCACAUUGCAGCCGGACUUUUGUGGUCGCAGGAGAAGACAAAUGCCAAGGAGUUGAGGAUCACCGGAGUGCCUACGUCCAUCAACGUGAGUGACAUUGGCACGAAGAUCUUGAGCAAAGCCCGCGUGAAAGGUUUGAAGUUCCUCAUCAAGAGGGUAGAUGGGGACAAUGAGAAAAUUGGCAAGCAAGAGUUUGAGGAAAUCCACGCCAAAGAAGAGCUGAAGAAGAACACGGGCAAGCUGGCAAAGGCAGUUGGUGGAAAUGCAAGGAUCGCAUUGGUCCUAGCUUUUACGAUGCUGCAAAAGUGGCAAGGCAUCAGAGAUGCAUGA
Durusdinium trenchii is the source of this 3381-nucleotide messenger RNA. NCBI's taxonomy places the organism in Eukaryota, Dinophyceae, Suessiales, Symbiodiniaceae. The record is from the annotation of a GenBank genome assembly.